AUGGAAGAUGCUCCUGAGCAAGCGAGCGAUGAAGACACCUUCCUUCAGUGGAAGAGAGUUGGCACAGACAUCGCGUAUCAUAGCAACCACGUAUGCCGAUGCUCCGAGCCGGCGACACAGCGGAAUGACCGGCUCCUGUCCACGGCUAAAACCUUCUACACGCUGUCGUUUUCCGUUACGUUUCCGAACGCUGGUGAUAUCUGCUACCUGGCGUACCACUAUCCGUACACCUACACACGACUGCAGAGGGUCUUGUCCAGCCUGCACGUGGAUGAAGAGGAUGUAUAUUUACGUCGCCAGUUAUUGUGCAAGACACUCACCGGAAACGAUUGCCAUCUACUGACAAUCGGAUCACCAGAUUUAGCUGCCACCGAGGACUCGAAUCCCAAUCCAGAGAAGAAUGAGGUGUCAGCUACCAACCACAGCGGCAAACAGUACAUCGUCAUCUCUAGCCGUGUUCACUCCGGAGAGAGCAACAGUAGCUGGGUGAUGGAAGGUAUCUUGCAGUUCCUAGUGAGUGCACAUCCGCUGGCGGUGAAGCUGCGCGAACGCUACAUCUUCAAAGUUGUGCCUAUGCUAAACCCGGACGGCGUUGUGAAUGGGCACCACCGGUGCAGCCUGUCCGGCAAUGAUCUGAACCGCCAGUGGAUCACACCGUGUCCAGUGCGCCACCCGACGAUCUACCACACCAAGUGCCUGCUACAGUACCUUUUCGCUACGGGCAACAAUGCCAGGCUAUUCUGUGACCUUCACGGGCACUCCCGUCGCAAGAACAUCUUCACCUUUGGCUGUCUCGACCACCUAGAUCAACUGGACAGACGGGAGGAGGAGGUCUUUCCCAACCUGCUGGCGUCCGUAGCGCCCGCGUUUGCGCGGAAAAACUGCACGUUUGAUGUGGAUAAAUCCAAGGAGGCCACCGCACGUGUUGUAGGAUGGCGAGAGCUGGGCAUUGUGGCGUGCUACACUAUGGAGAGUACGUAUUGUGGUGCUGACCAGGGACAGUACAAGGGCUUGCAGUUCUCGCCGUACCACCUGAAAGAGAUGGGCGAAGCUUUCUGCCAGGCGUUGCUCUUGCUCGACCAUCCCGGUGGCCGUGCGUCCGCAUUGCGGGCCGAUGACGUUCUGGCCAGUGCACGGCGUGUGCCUCCGGCGACGUUUGCCACUCCGGAGAGCGACGAAGAGGAACCGGAGCGGAAGGCAGCUGGAAGAAAGCUCAACAAGAAGGCUGGAGCGAAAGGCAUCAGCAGCAAAAACCGAGCAAAGCGUGGAGAUGAUGAUGAUGAGGAGGAGGAGGAAGACGAGGAAGAGCAGCAAGCGCAGGCAUGUGCAGCUAGCAGCGAUGUCGAUGAGGCGAGCUAUGAAGCGGACGAUGUCGACGGCGAAUUUGGCGCUGGUGACGAUCUCGAUGAUUUCGAUGAUGCUCUUGAUGAGGAAGAUGAUGACGAUGCUUUGCAGGAUGGUAGCGAUGAAGAGGAGGUCUGAGUGUGAACUAAGCAAACGGUCGCGUUCAACAUUGUACGGCAAAAGCUCCACUGAUCAGAAUUCAGUGCGGCAAGAGGAACUGACUAGUAAGCUAUGGUAGAAAUGUGUAGUGGCGAUGUGGGGGUGAUUGUACAUUGAGAGAUUGUCUGGACAUUUUUGCAUGGUAACGUUAUUAUAUACUCACACCGAUCAAGCAGUCUACAAGACACUCGCUGUCAUUACAAAUGUAGUUUUUCCGUUUGGUACAAGUACAUGUAAAUUAUCCACCCAGUCUUUUUUUUUUACCGAUGGAAACUCCAUAACUGCAUCGUCAUGUUUAUCUAUUUGCCGCUGCUUGAAGCGUGUCUUAUCUUUAUUCCACAAAUUGUCAAGUACAGCAGUGCCCUAACUUUAAGGUGCAAACCGAUCAAACCUAUUUCUAUUUAUCAUGGAUUUACCAUGGUUUUAUUGCUUGUUUCUCUUCUAAUGCCAGUCUUGGUGUGAUGAACAUCGACCCUACCCGCCGGUUGUCUUAUUUUGUCUUCAAGUGAUUCCCCACUUUCUGAAGUGAUUUCCCCACUUUCUGAAGUCAUUUCUAUUCAAUUUAUACUGUAUAUUCCCGACUUGCCCAGAUGGCACUGGCGGAAGUUUUGACGGCCAUAUCAUGGUUUUUUUUUGGUGUUGUAAUAUCAUGAAUACAGGAAUGCUGUGCUUGCAGUAGCGUCUCUGGCAGGUAUCUAUUAUCAAAGUAGCAGGCUGUCGGUGUAGUAGUGUGCUGGUCUACAAUGUAGUUGUAGUUCUUAUGUUCUGUGACCUGAUCUCCACGUUCUCCAGCUGCCCACAAACUAACUCAGUGUUGUGUCUUGCUUCUACA
Molecule: messenger RNA, 2335 nt
Organism: Sycon ciliatum
Lineage: Eukaryota; Metazoa; Porifera; Calcarea; Leucosolenida; Sycettidae
Product: cytosolic carboxypeptidase 1-like
Exons: 10
Coding region: 1-1482 (493 amino acids)
Biological process (GO): proteolysis; protein side chain deglutamylation
Molecular function (GO): zinc ion binding; metallocarboxypeptidase activity
Source: RefSeq, a predicted model, not a curated record